This is a messenger RNA of Elaeis guineensis (African oil palm), 3010 nucleotides long. The record is from RefSeq and is a predicted model, not a curated record. Lineage: Eukaryota; Viridiplantae; Streptophyta; Magnoliopsida; Arecales; Arecaceae.
UGUAGAGUCCGAACAUCGACCGCCUACCAAUCUUGAUUCGAUGAGGAGUGUUCGAUUGGUCGGUUGAGAGUAGCGUCGGUCUGUCGAGUUAGUAAUCGCUUUCAGGGUCGUCUUUGUUUAAUAGGCCUGAGUCAGAUGUCGAGCGGAUUGCGUCGGAGAUUGGUCGGUGUAUGGAGGUCAGUCUGUUUUAUCCCAAUAGUUGCCCCCCCACUCUCGAGUUCAAUGGUGAGUUGUCACGUGCGUAGCCAUGUGAUCAGUUGCUUUGGACGAGAGGAGUUGUUAUCUAUCAUAUCGAGUCUUGGUUCUGCCGCCAUAUUCUCUGAAAUACGGUCGAUCAUUCACUUUGUCAUCCUCAUACUGUCGCAUUAGCAAGGAGAUUUGGUGUCAGGUGUCAUUUGCGGAAGGUUAGUUGGCACCAGCUGUUACAUUGGGAAGGCGAACCGGCGUCGUAGGAUUUACUUCUGGCAUGUAGAUUUUUGCCAUGUGUCGAGGUACCAAUGGGUCAGAGAUGUUCACGCGGAUAGGGAUGACAUGGUUCAAUCUGGAGCAGGUGCGUCAAACCAUCUGAUCCAUGGUCGGCCCAGAUGUUACCACGUGUCGUCAUCCGAUAUAUCUUUGAUUCGAUUGCUUUCAUCUCGACCGUUGAUAGAUCUUAUAUUUAGGGUCGCUCUCAACCAAAUCUUUACUUUUUCCUGUCCUUGGUACUGGGACUCUGCCCCUACACCCAAGGUUAUUGCUCCAGCUCAGGUUAACUUUUCUUUCGAGUCCUUUUUCCUUGAAGUUCUUGUCUUCUUUAGAGUCAUUUUCAUGGCUAGGGUUUCUCCUUCUCGGAAAGAUCGGUCGGAGAAUCCGACUGAUGAGUCCCAAUCGAGUCCGAACGUGGAGGCUUCUUCACUUUCAGAACUGAAUGUUGAAUGACUCCGAGAGCAGUUUUGCAUCCCAGAGUAGUUUCAACUUUUCAUCCCCGGGAUCGAUGGUCGAGUGAAUAACCCACCAUCGGAUCAGAUGGCCUUCUAUAUCGAAGAUCUUCGAACGAAUCUUCAAUUUUCGAUUCUAGAAUUUAUCCGAAAUAUCUUGGAUUACUAUGGACUCUACCCGACUCAGCUGGCACCGAAUUCGGUCCGGCUGAUACUCAGCUUUGCCUUAUUAUGUCGGAUGUUGCCGACCGUCCCCCGCCCUUCUCUUUUUUGGAUUUUUUUCAUCCUCCAAUCUCACCCGAAGGCCCGAGGGUGGUGGUUUUUCAACCUCCGAAAAGAUCUUUCAUUCAUCAUCGGUCUUCCAUCGUCCAUUCAUGGAUGAAAGAACCAGUUUUUCUUCGCCUCUUCUUUUCUUCUCUGGGGUUUUUCUUCUCAUUGGGGCAACCCUCGAACUGGUCCUAAUGACAACAGCCAAGUGGAGGUUGACAACCAGGAGGACUUUCAUUGGUUGAGAAAUAUGUCGGUCCCGAAACAGAAAGAGCUUGUAACCGAACAGGCACUUUAUGACGUUGGCCUUAAUUCAGUUCCUCGCCUAGGUAUAGUACAGAAUAAUUGAUCGGUUAUUCUUGAUUUUCUUCCUAUUUGCUAACUUGCACUGACCUCCAUUGUAAUUGCAGCUAUGCAGUGAAGAGUACGUGUGUCGGAUGCUGACAUUCGUCAGCAUGCUGCCAAGAAGAGGACAGCAUCUAAGGUCGGGCCUUUGCGCCCGCCGAAGAGGCAUCAGGCACCAGUUCUGGCCGGCAUUUCAACGUUGGCUGUGAAACCCGACGUCCCACCAGUAUCGGGUUUCAAACCUAUCUUGGCGCUGUCGGCUCCGGCAAUGCUUCCUGUUGCACCGUUCGAGAAGAGGGUGGUAAGGGAGACCACUGAAGCAACAUCGGUGGUCCUGCCAUCCGAGGAGGUUCGGGUCGAGGUAGGAGAACCCAAGCAAUCUGCGGCUGCAUCGGUCACUCAUUUAGUCGGGGCAUAGUCGAGCUCGAGCUUCCCCUCGCUCUCGAACAUAGGGCCGCCGACAAGAGAUCGAGGGAAAGCUUUGGUGGCAUCGACGGAUGAAGUCGCCUCAGAGGGCCAUGCGGUGCACUUCGACCUCCAAGUGCCCGAGGGUGAAUCAGCUUUGGUCAAUUCUGUAUUGGUCAAGCGAUUGUGUCAGGCGACCCUUCUUCUGGUUAAUCGGGAGCAUCGGAGGAAACGGUCGGUGGUCGAGAUGUUCUCAUCCUUUUACCCGACAAUCAUCGGGUUGAUCCACGACAUGUCCGAUCUGGAGGCUGGCUAUACAAAGCUCGCCGACAUUCGGAGUGCGUGGAAGAAUAUGGUGGCGGCCGCUGAUGUCGAAAAGGCGGUCGUGCUUGAACAACUCAAGUCGGCAGCGGAGCGGGAAGCUAAACUUAAGGAGGAGGUUUUCCAACUUAUCGAUGCCUUUAUAUCCUCGGGGGCCGAACUUAAAUCGGCUCACGGGACUAUUUCGGCUCUUGAUGUGCAGGUCAAGAGCAAGAGGCAUUCUCUCCAUCGGCUUCGACGAGAGCGAGAUGGGUGCAUUGAAGAACUCAAAGCCGAACGUAGGCAUCAUCGGGCCAACCUGGAAAGGUUGGCACUAGCCGAAGAAGAAUUGUCAUCUGCUCAAGCCGAUACUGAUUUGGCAAAGGCAGAAGCAGAGUCGGCAAAAGAAGCACUGGAUCGGGCAGUCAAAGAUUUUUGAGGCUCAAAAGAGUUCAAAGAAGAGAUCCUCGAAGGCGGCUUCGCUUCGUACCGUGUCGGGUAUGAAGACGGCCGCAAUGCGGUCAGAAAGUUAUCCCUCCGAGAUUAGAAGAUGGUGCUGAUGAAGAAGAAGCCGCACCGACACAGGGUGAAGUACCGACCGGAUCUGAAAUCAUUCGAGUUGGCGAUGCUAAUCCCGAACAAAGGAAUGAUGAUGAAUCUUAGUCAAUGUAUCUAUAUUAUCUCUUUUUUUUAUAGCCUGAUACUUGUAGUCAGAUUUUGAUCCGAUUUUAUAUUUUCUUUUCUGAUAAUGAAUAAAAAUAUUUUUCUUCAAGAUA